Messenger RNA from Triticum turgidum subsp. durum (durum wheat), 1434 nucleotides. The record is from the annotation of a GenBank genome assembly. NCBI's taxonomy places the organism in Eukaryota, Viridiplantae, Streptophyta, Magnoliopsida, Poales, Poaceae.
AUGGCCGCGUCACCUCUCCUCCGCGGCGGCGGCGGCGCCGGCGCCGUAGUCCGUGGCCGCGGCCACGUCAGCCUGUCCCUCCUGGCGGACCGCUGCUCCACCCUCCGCGGCCUCACCGUCGUCCACGCGGCCAUGCUCGUCUCCGGCCGCAUCGCCAACGACGCCUUCGCGGCUUCCCGCCUCCUGGACGCCUACGCCUCGCUCUCCCCUCCGGCCGCCGUGCUCUGUCUCCUCUCCUCCCUCCCUUACGCCCCCAACUCAUUCAUGCUCAACACCUCCCUCCGCGCCCUCGCCUCCUCCCCCGACCCCGCCUCCGCCCUCGCCUUCUUCUCCCACCUCCGCCACUCCGCCGGCUCCCCCUACUCCCCCGGCAGGCACACCUUCCCCUUCCUCCUCAAGGCCUCCGCUCGCCUCGCUCUUCCUGUCUCCACGCAGAUCCACGCGCUCAUCGUCAAGCACGGGCUCGACCAUGACACCUACGUUGCCAACGGCCUUGUCCGCGCGUACUCGGUGGCUGGACUCAUUGGUGUCGCGCGGAAGGUGUUUGAUGAAUUGCCCGAGCGAAGCGUGGUGGUGUAUACCACCAUGGUCUCUGGCUAUGCGCAGAAUGGGCGGUACCAGGACGCCAUGGGAGCCUUUGAUGAGAUGCUCAAUGAGGGGUUCGAGCCUGGUGCAGUGGUGCUUGCAUCGGUGCUGUCGGCCUGCGCACGGUCAGAGUCUGGUGGGCUCGUGAUGGGGCGGCGUGUGCAUGAUAUCAUGGAGAGGAGGGGGAUGGCGGCGCCUGUGGGGGUGAUCCUUGGCACAGCAUUAGUCGACAUGUAUGGAAAGAAUGGGGCGAUCGAGGAGGCUGUAGCGGUGUUUAAGGGGAUGCCGGAGCGGCAUACAGCUACGUGGAACGCCCUGAUCUCAGCGUUGGCGCACCAUGGGCAUGGCAAGGAUGCGCUGGCGAUGUUCGAGCAGAUGCGCCAGGAGGGUGUGCCGCCGAAUGCAACCACACUUGUCGGGGUUCUGUCAGCAUACUGCCACACAGGGCUGCUCGACGAGGCCCGCAGAGUGUUCGCAUCUAUGGAGGACUUUGGGGUGACUCCGAGCAUCCAACACUAUGGGUGCAUGGUUGACCUCCUCGGCCGGAGUGGACUUCUAUUGGAGGCAGAAGAGAUGAUACGUGGGAUGACAUGCAAGGCUGAUACUAUGAUCUGGGGGGCUUUGCUUACAGCCUGCAAGAGCCACGGCGACAUUGAUAUCGCGGAACGGGCUGUGCAAGAGAUGCUGAAACUGGACCCCAACAACCAUGGCGUGUAUGUGGUGCUGUCCAACAUAUAUGCAGAUGCUGGGAGGUGGCAGGACGUGGAUAAACUUAGGAAAGUGAUGAAGGAUGCACGGUUGUCAAAGAUCCCCGGGUCGAGCGCUGUUGCUGGCUGCAGUGCCGGCUGA